This is a messenger RNA of Danaus plexippus (monarch butterfly), 1326 nucleotides long. RefSeq lists its product as uncharacterized. The transcript has 3 exons. NCBI's taxonomy places the organism in Eukaryota, Metazoa, Arthropoda, Insecta, Lepidoptera, Nymphalidae. The record is from RefSeq and is a predicted model, not a curated record. The coding region runs from base 80 to 424 and encodes 114 amino acids.
CGAUUCAUCAUCAGUGUCAUUUAAACAUUUUACCCGUAAUUUAUUUUAUUGUAUCCGUUUCAUACAUACCUACAUCAACAUGAGCGUACGACUGUUGAUAUUAGGAGUCCUGUUACUUCAUUAUGUUUCAAGUGAAAAUGAUCAAAGCACAAAGCCGUCUGUGGAGCUGACGGGGAAUUUAAUAGACCGCUCUUCCCGUGUUCAUGACAAAUCUCCAAACUUCCAAGGAUUUUGGAAAAAGAAGUUUAUAUGGAGACCCCGCUGGGUGAAGACAUGGCAGGAGAAAAAAAUUUAUAUUGCCGUCUGGAAGCGAAUGUGGGGACCGGCAGAAAUAAAGGAGUGGGUGCCCGUGGCUAAGCCACCACCAGGCUGGAUAAAAAAUGGUAACGGUGGGCACUUUAUUAAGGUUGGUCUACCGCAUUAGUUUAGAAGAAGGAAUGUUUUUGUGUUCAAUAUAUUUUGGGUUUGAUUGCAAGCGUAUUUUUUAGAUUAGAUUUGCAAUUAAUGUUUGUGGUUAUUAAUUUAUGUUGUUUAUUUAUUACUUAAUAUUAUUAACAAUGUCGUUAUCGUAUAUAUAUAAAUUAGAGAAACUUGUUUGUGAUGUGUGCGUAAGAAUAAACAUUCAAUGUAUAUUGAUAUUCAUAUAUUUGUACAAUUAAAACAUCUCAAGUAAUAAUAUUUAUAGCAUAAUUUUUAUGUCUUGAAAAGAUAAAGUUCGCAGAUGUAUAUGAUAGAAAAAAAAUCCUCUUUGAUACGAAAAUCUUGCUGUGAUAUCCAAAGCAUCCAUUGUAGUCACUAAUACGAUUACAAAAAGAUGACAAUACUUCGGAUUUAUAUGAAAAUAUAGAACUGUUUAGCAUCGCAGUAUACCAUUGUUAUGCUAUACGAGUAUAAAGCUUUUUGAACAAUGAUACGUGCAUUUGUAGUAAGGCUUCGAAUAUUAUUUCGUUUCUUCAAGUUCAAUAUGAUGAAUAUAGGAAAAUAUUUGCAUAAUAAAAAAUUUCAGUGCCUUUACUGUCAAUAACGUCAUUAAAGAGGUUUCCGUUUAUUCUCUACAUAUGUUGGAACACCCUUUGUUAUACGAAAUAUUCAUGGUGUUUGAAAAUUUAUGGCAAAGUUGUAUUAAAUAUCGAAAAUUUUUAUCAAUUUUCAAGUUAUUAAAAAAAUAUUUGCAUAUCGUAUUUAGAAAAUGGAUGAUUGAAUUUCAAAUGUACUCAUAUGUAAAUAAAAUAUUUUUUUGUUAUUCGUACUGCCCGAAUCAUCCAACGAGUGUUGCUAUAGCGAAUUUUUAAUUUAUUUAAUAAUAUACGUUAUAAUAAAUUUAAA